Messenger RNA from Protomyces lactucae-debilis, 1205 nucleotides. RefSeq lists its product as uncharacterized. NCBI's taxonomy places the organism in Eukaryota, Fungi, Ascomycota, Taphrinomycetes, Taphrinales, Protomycetaceae. Bases 352 to 1014 code for a protein of 220 amino acids. The record is from RefSeq and is a predicted model, not a curated record. The transcript has a single exon.
CACUGCGAACCCUGGCUAGGUCUGAAAUCAUGGCCCUAGCUUCAUGGACUAGGCUUGCUCAGCUUCAGGAGACAUUUUAAUUUGCGAGCGUGCUGCAUUCCUUCUUUUCAAAUAGCAAAAUUCAGGGGUCGAUCAACACAUAUGCACAUGUUCAGGUGCUGCAUUCAUUUCCGCGUAUGCGCAGAGGGAUUUUGAAGCUGCUUGAUUGGUUCAAUGACUCGGUGAAAGUGAAGCUGCGUAGCUAUUCUAGGAAGUGCCACGUAUGCAAGUUUCCAGCACCUCAGUUGCGAGUGCAAGCUUAAAAGGCGGCGAAUAUCCACUGUCAUCCAACUCAGGUCAUUCCAGCACACAAUGCUUUCGUCGCCAUCUGCAACCGCAAUCUUCUGGGCCCUCCUUCUGCUGUUGACCAACAUCUUGCCAGGUUCCCCGGCAGACGCGCACGGAUGUCGGCAACUCCAAGUCACUAAAUGGCGUAGUGACAGCAUCUCCGACAUACGCAACCAUCACGAUCCCAAAGAGGUGCUCCCCAAUUCUGACCUGAAACUUUGUCGGGCGAGAGCGUGGUCUUCUCAGGACAGAGACCAAGCUAGCCGUGCAUUACUCAAUGACUUCAAGGAAGAAUCGGCUACGAACUCGGAUCAGUGUCUCAACUUGAAGUGUGCCACUUGCGUGCCGACAGUGAAUCCUGUUGGAACCAGAUCAGGUUCCGGCGAUGCUGAGUACCCAGUCUUUGAUGAGCUCAACCAUCGAUGUUGGAUCCCAAUGGCUAGCAUUCAGCUUUGGCGCUGUCAUACAUCGGACGACGUUAAGUUUGUUCUCAAGAACGGUACGACCCAAAAUUGCAAAUUCGACAACGUUGUCAAUCGCCUCAAAGACACAUAUGACGCCGUGAUGGUUGAUGAGUUUCUGAUGAAGCGGCAAAAGUUUUCUGACCGGGACAUAUUGCGCACGAUAAGGACGGAAAAAAAUCCUGCCUCGACGAUAGGCAUAAACAAAGACGUCAAGUGCAAGUAAAUGCAUCACUGCAGCUUGCUGUGUUUUUCUUUCUGCUCAAUGAUCGGUCUUAGCAGAGAGUUAUAUUUAAUAAGUGUCUUUUUGUCUAUGCGCAUGCCGAGUACAAAAGAGGAAUGAGGGCUCGAUGUGUUGCAGUUUGCGGUGCUGACAAUGUCUUGAUUGCGUUUUGUAUCAUACAGGAACCUCAGUGG